GGUGGCCCCCGACUCGAGCUGCAGCCAUGGGAAACACCACCAGCGACCGGGUGUCCGGGGAGCGCCACGGCGCCAAGGCUGCACGCGCGGAGGGCGGCGGCGGCCAUGCCCCAGGCAAGGAGCACAAGAUCAUGGUCGGGAGCACCGACGACCCCAGCGUUUUCAGCCUGCCGGACUCCAAGCUCCCUGGGGACAAAGAGUUUUUAUCAUGGCAGCAAGAUUUGGACGACUCUGUAAAGCCCACCCAGCAGGCCCGGCCUACUGUUAUCCGCUGGUCUGAAGGAGGCAAAGAGGUCUUCAUUUCUGGGUCCUUCAACAAUUGGAGCACCAAGAUUCCACUGAUUAAGAGCCAUAAUGAUUUCGUUGCCAUCCUGGACCUCCCCGAGGGAGAGCACCAAUACAAGUUUUUUGUAGAUGGACAAUGGGUUCAUGAUCCAUCAGAGCCUGUGGUUACCAGUCAGCUUGGCACGAUUAACAAUUUGAUCCAUGUCAAGAAAUCUGAUUUUGAGGUGUUUGAUGCUUUAAAACUAGAUUCUAUGGAAAGUUCUGAGACAUCUUGUCGAGACCUUUCCAGUUCACCCCCAGGGCCUUAUGGUCAAGAAAUGUAUGUAUUUCGAUCUGAAGAGAGAUUCAAAUCCCCACCCAUCCUUCCUCCUCACCUACUCCAAGUUAUUCUUAACAAGGACACUAAUAUUUCUUGUGACCCAGCCCUACUUCCUGAGCCCAACCAUGUUAUGCUGAACCAUCUCUAUGCAUUGUCUAUUAAGGACAGUGUGAUGGUUCUUAGUGCAACCCAUCGCUACAAGAAGAAGUAUGUCACUACGCUGCUGUACAAACCCAUCUGAAGCCAUCCUGUCUUGCCUUCAUGGAUUCAGGAGAAGCUUCUCCCUUGCCUUUGAACUGAACCAGUCUUACUUGAGACUGGAAGGCUGAUUUGCUUUCAGGCCAAUAUGUGUGUUUCAGAGCUUCUGAGUAGGAUGCUCUGCUUUUGCAUUUGAUUGCAGAUGAGAGCUUUAUGAGUUCAUGGAAUUUAUUUUAAGAAGAAAACAUAUACAUAUGAAGGGAAGGUUAUUGGAAGCCUAGCCCCAGCUAUGGGUAUUCACCAGGACCCCUUUUGGGGAGCUAUAGAGAUAACUGUACAGGGAGGUUUUUUUCCCUAAAAUGAAAGAACAGCAAACUCUUGUUGGGUGAAGAUUCUACCACUGCUACCUUUGGUGUCCAAAAAAUGAACUUGGGCUAGACUGUUGCCCUACUUAUAGCUUCUGCCUCACAGGGGCAGCUUCUCUUGCAUGGGGUCUCUGUAUUUUCACAGUGUGUGGCACAGUCUGUGUUUUUUGAUAUAACAAAUGCCUCACAAGAACGCUUUGUUUUCUUAUUUCACAUUCUUUCUUUAAUAGCCUCCUUCAGAUCCCAUACCUGACCCCUCACAAAAUUCUUUCAGUUAAGUGACCCCUUUGGAAAGUUCUGUGGGACCUGACCACCUUAUUGAUGAUGGUUGUCAGAAUAUCUCCUUUUUAGCCCACCAGAAGCCCAAGCCACUUUGUUACCACUUGUUUUAAACUUCUACUAAAGAAAAUAUGGGUUCAAUGUUAUAAGAAAGGCAUAUGCAGAAGAUCUAUUUUUUUCUUUUAAUUUGCUACUACAGCUUUGACUGUAUGGCACAUAGGUUUUCCUGUUUGGCCUGGCCUUGCUUCCAGUUAUGCUUUCUCAGAGCAGACAGCUCUGCAGAUAGACAUGGACCAGGCAACACUUCUAGGACUUUUAUCCUUGAAAGAUUUUUAUGUGCCUGCAUUUUUCUUUAAUUAAAAAAAUUCCUUUUCAUUGAUCUUAAAAGACUGUAGUAGAGAACUUAAGGCUUUUAAUAAAUGGUCCUUAAGAUUUUCUUCUUUAGUUAGAGGAGACUGUACUCUUAUGUUAAUAUGGCCAGACCCAUGUUCAUCUUUAUCCCAAGUACUGCUCUUGAUACAAGUUCAUAUAGACUCAUUGAUACACAUAUGGAUUCCCUCAACUGUUAAGAUGUAAAGGCCAUGAGGCAAGAAAGUAUUCCUGGAAGGGUCUUUGUACUAAAUAGUAAGAAGAUCACUUUUUUCUUUCUGCCGCUUUUUUAAAAAUGUGUUUAGUAAUGAGGUGGGGUCACUGAUUUCCAUUUAUGGACUGAAAAGUAUUCAAUCCACCCUUGGGGUUCAGAGAUAAGACGUUUUUUCCAAGUAUCUUGGCUCUUCCAUUUUACAGAUAAAUGCAAGUCAAACAUUCAACCUUGAAGGAGGCCAUACUUGAUGGUUGAGAGACUCCUUGACUGCUAAGAUGAACCCAGCCACACUGAAAGGGCACUUACAGGAAUUUUGUUAAGUCAUAGUUGGCAGGAUAAGAAGAUAGCUCUUAAAAGGUGGCUGACCCUUAACAACAGCAGUAUGGUAUUGUGAUUGUGGGGCAAAGAAAGAAGAGUGACUGAGUUGAGGAGUAAAGGACGAAGUAACUGAAAAUAAUCCAUUUUUAUAAGACAAUUUAAAUCAGACAUAACCUGGUGAUAUAUCCUUGGAUCUCAUUAUACAAAAUUUAGCAUUAUGUGGAACAUUUUCCCUUUGUUUCUUGUUCCUAUUUGCUGCUUUAAUUUUAUUUGUCAGAUGGACUCUACCAAAGUCUUAAGUUAAAUGUUACCUAAAAUACAUAGGUUAGUCAUUUCACUGGUAUGGAGAACUUCCACACCAGAGUUAGUAGGUUGCUUUAAGUUCAGACUUGAAUGGGAUUUAACUACUAUAGGCAACACCCCUGCAGUGCUGACUUUUUUUAGCACAUGCUUGUGUAAUUAACGUGUAAAAGAGUCAUCCAAAAGAUGUUUCUGAGAGGAUCCGACAAACCAGACUCACUCACUUUUUUUUCCAGUUAUUUUUAGUCCUUGUAAAUCUACAGAAUUUGAGAGAAAACCUUUGAAAAGGGCCAGUAUUCCAUGCAUGCUGCUAAAAUGAAGUGAAGUUUGGAAAGAAAUGAUAUCUCCAGACAGGAUUUAUAGUAAUCUGGGGUGUAAAUGAAGAAGAAACACUAAUGAUUGAAUUCCCUGCUUUUAUUGGGGAAAUAGGGCUUUUAAAAUUUUGACCUCAACUAAAAAUGAUAUGCAAUAGUCUAUGUGUGUGUGUGUGUUUGAAAUAUAUCCUAUUCUCAGAGAUUUGUACAUCCUCACAUUCUAGUGAUUUGGGGCAUGGGCUUAUGAACACUAUAUAACUUAUUCAAACAUUAUUUUGGUUCAUCCUUAAAGCCAAGUUCUUGCUGUCUUCUACCAGGGGCUGCUGACUCCAAUUACCCAUGGAAUGAAGGACCUGGUAGGGAUAAGGGUCUUUCAAAACUUUAUGGGUCUAGGCAUUUGUCUCUCCUUAAGUGCCAAUCACAACUGGAGAUUGAAAAACUGAUUUCUGCAAUGAACCUAAACUUUUGGAGUAAAAAGCCAAAUCUUUUUAAAAAUUUUAACAGAAAAGGAAGGAAGGAAAAAAAACCCUCCAAGUUGGUUACUUGUAUAAUUCAAUUAUGAGCAAUGGAAUCCCUCCAGGAUUCUCAUUUGGGCCUUGUGUGAUUUGUUUUUCUUACUUGUGCUUUGAAGUAAAUAAGCUUCAGUAAAAAAAUAAUUUUGUUAUUGCUUUCAACAUUAGAUGGUGUUGACUUGAAUCAUGUAUAGCACAGUACUUUUUGCAGUAAGAUUGGUGUGAAAUACUAUACAGUAUGGAUUUUAUAGGUAUCAAGUUAGAUGGUCAAGGGAUAUCUAUAUUGUUAGAUAUUGAUGAUCUUACUUAUUUUCUAUUCCACUUCACAGAGCACCUUACCCAGCUUGUGGUUUUAGGACAGCCAAAGCUCAUUGUUAUUGAUUAGUCCUAAUCUCUACACUGGGUCCCCUAUAUGAGAGUCUUGUUUGAAUUUUGGUGAAUUAGAGAAUGUUGAUUGGUAUUACACUAAAGCAUCUGGAAGGAGUGUAGCUCUGUGUCUGUCAUAAAGGAGGGAUAAAGACUGUAAUUUGAAGGGAAUAAAAUAUGUGAGAUCCUCCAUUAAGUGGUGCUUUUUGUAACCUUUAAUGCUGAGAUACAGAGGCUGCUUUUCAAUAUUUCACAAAGGAGUGGAAUACAAACAAGUAUGGAUUUCAAACCUUUUCUCCAAAUGUAAUUGUCACUGGACCCUGAAUUGCCUGAAAAUUAUAUGUAACUCAUACAAAAAUGUGGGGUUUUCCCCAUAAAACUGUUUAAUAAAUUAAAGUAUUGCACAGCAAUAA
Messenger RNA from Ictidomys tridecemlineatus (thirteen-lined ground squirrel), 4252 nucleotides. Lineage: Eukaryota; Metazoa; Chordata; Mammalia; Rodentia; Sciuridae. The record is from RefSeq and is a predicted model, not a curated record.